GGAAUCCGAUGAAACGCAGGGAGCCCCCUUCAUAUCCUCCUAGUUCGUCUUCACUUCCCGCCCGCCGGACCCGAGCACGCAGCAGCGGCUGCAAUGGGAGCGUGAGCGGCUUGCGGGAGGAGGACUCCAGGGUCACAAGAUUUUGUUCUCCCCCGGAACUGUCGCCUCUCCCCUCUCCCCCAAAUCUUCCGCGGCGCUGUGGGGAGCGGCGAUGGACUUCGACUGCGCCUCUCACGGCGGCGGGCAGUGGAUGGACGAGUCGGCGUCGCGGCGGAGGCAGCGCCGCCUCUCGUCGCCGUCGCUGAGGGCGUACCUCGCGCCGGCCUUCGACGCCGUCGCCGCCGAGGGAGGCGGCAUCCCGGCGUCCCCCGCUUCGUCCUACUCGUCAGGCGGGCUGGAGCUCGGCUUCGACGCCUCUCUCCUCCGCUACCGCCGCACCUGCUUCUCCGCCGCCUCCGCGGACCUGGAGAGCCGCCGCAUCCUCUACUCCUCGCCGCCGCCGCCGCCGCCGCCGCUGCCGCAGGCAAGGGCGGUGUACCCGGUGGCAGAUCAUGACGUGUUCCUUGCUGGGGGCUACCGCUACGGCCCGAAACGCCAGGCUGGCGGGCUGAGUGGCGCACCAGGUUUCUAUAACUUCAAGCCCCAAUUCUCCAGCGCCACCAGGCCACCUCCUGUUGACCUCCGAUCACCAGACGACACCGCGGCCCUCGCAAACAAGGUGGCGGCGGAGCUUUUCUCGACACCAGAACCUGGAGCAGCAGCACCUUCAGCCCAGGCGACGCCGCAGCUGCCGGCAGCCGAGAAGGAAGAUGACCUGAUAGCUGAAGUCCUGUAUGGCCAGAGCGGGCGACGCAGGCUGCCCAUCUUCAGGGACAUCUGCCCGGAAUGAGCAGUGUGCCCUAUCAUCCUUCAGACAUUAUAUAUGGUUCAUGGACUUGCUUUUGCCCCUGUAUAUUCAGUCUGUAUCCUUCCUGUGUCUAUAUAGGCCUGUCAGAUGUUAUACCCUGAAAGACUGUUCCUAGUUUCCCAGGGGGAGAGAGUCUCUGUUUCUCUCUUCUGUUGGUGAGAGGAUUCAUGUCAUGGUUUGAGCAAGCCGCCGGCAACUGACCCAUUUGCUUGCUGCUGGUCGAGUUAUUAAAACCCUUAUAUAUGCAUCGGACAAAUCGUUUGCUAUUGACAUUCUA
This is a messenger RNA of Brachypodium distachyon (stiff brome), 1184 nucleotides long. RefSeq lists its product as uncharacterized. Lineage: Eukaryota; Viridiplantae; Streptophyta; Magnoliopsida; Poales; Poaceae. The coding region runs from base 212 to 889 and encodes 225 amino acids. The record is from RefSeq and is a predicted model, not a curated record. The transcript has 3 exons.